Hippocampus zosterae (dwarf seahorse) is the source of this 3134-nucleotide messenger RNA. It is a transcript of the gene glra4a, whose product is annotated as glycine receptor, alpha 4a. Gene Ontology annotation, biological process: chloride transmembrane transport; regulation of membrane potential; nervous system process. The coding region runs from base 294 to 1748 and encodes 484 amino acids. Lineage: Eukaryota; Metazoa; Chordata; Actinopteri; Syngnathiformes; Syngnathidae. Gene Ontology annotation, cellular component: neuron projection; plasma membrane; synapse. The transcript is spliced from 10 exons. The record is from RefSeq and is a predicted model, not a curated record. Gene Ontology annotation, molecular function: chloride channel activity; transmitter-gated monoatomic ion channel activity; glycine binding.
ACAGUCUCAACAAAUACAGGUACUGUAUGCCUUUGUCCGUCUCCGUGCCUUCUCUUCAAUUCCACUCGAGAGGAGUUCAUGGCCGCCUCAGAAAAACGUAAAUUAAUUCUUACUUCAAUGAAACCAUGAAGAAAAUCAAGCGAGGAAAUCACAAAAUAAAUUCUGUAGGGGGGGAGAUAUAGAAUUUAUUUUGUGAUUUCCUCACUUGAUUUUCUGUUUUUAUGCGUUAUUUUCCAUUUUUGUAGUUUCAUUUAAGUACAGUAAUAGUUGGUUUACGUUUUCAGAGGCGGAUCAUGAACGCAUCUCAAGUUGAACAGACGACUCUCGAGUUGAAUGGAAGACUGAGCUCCUGUAAGGAGGAGAUAAAGCCCCCCGGCAGGGCACCGCAACUGUCGCCUUCCGACUUCCUGGACAAGCUCAUGGGACGAACAUCGGGAUACGAUGCCCGCAUCAGACCCAACUUCAAAGGCCCACCCGUAAAUGUCACCUGCAAUAUUUUCAUCAACAGCUUUGGUUCCAUCACCGAAACCACCAUGGACUACAGGCUGAAUGUGUUCCUACGCCAAAAAUGGAACGACCCCCGUCUGGCGUACAGCGAAUACCCGGACGACUCGCUGGAUCUGGAUCCGUCUAUGCUGGACUCCAUCUGGAAGCCCGAUUUGUUUUUUGCCAACGAGAAGGGUGCCAACUUCCACGAGGUCACCACUGACAACAAACUACUCAGGAUUUUCCAGGAUGGCAGCGUUCUGUACAGCAUCAGGCUUACUCUCAUCCUGUCCUGCCCCAUGGACUUGAAGAAUUUCCCCAUGGACAUUCAGACGUGCACCAUGCAGCUUGAGAGCUUCGGCUACACCAUGAACGACCUGAUCUUCGAGUGGCUUUCUGAGAAUCCCGUCCAAGUAGCCGAUGACCUCACCCUGCCCCAGUUUGUGCUUAAAGACGAGAUGGAUUUGGGCUACUGCACUAAGUAUUACAACACAGGUAAAUUCACCUGCAUUGAGGUGAAGUUCCACCUGGAGCGUCAGAUGGGCUACUACUUGAUCCAAAUGUACAUUCCUUCUCUCCUCAUCGUCAUCCUCUCGUGGGUGUCUUUCUGGAUCAACAUGGACGCCGCCCCCGCCAGGGUGGGCCUGGGCAUCACCACUGUGCUCACCAUGACCACGCAGAGCUCCGGCUCACGGGCCUCCCUGCCAAAGGUGUCCUACGUGAAGGCCAUUGACAUCUGGAUGGCGGUGUGUCUUCUGUUUGUGUUUGCUGCCCUGCUGGAGUACGCAGCGGUCAACUUUGUCUCGAGGCAGCACAAGGAGUUCAUCAGGCUGAGGAAAAAGCAGCGGCAGCAAAGAAUUGAACUCGCCUGUCUGAACGGGAGUGUCGAGUCGUUGCGGAACGUGAACGUCAUUCCCGCUAGCGAUACCACCUGCAGGAAUGUGACUGAGCACUGGAGCGCCUGUAUCAGGGACGAGGAGAUGUUGCGGGAGAGCCGCGGAUUCUAUUUCCGUGGUUACGGUUUGGGCCACUGCCUGCAGUCCAAAGACGGCACCGCCGUGGAGGGGCCCACCGUUUUCGGCCCAUCGCCUCCCGUGACGGCGCACGACGGCGAGUUCCUCCACAAGCGCUUCGUGGACCGAGCCAAGCGCAUCGACACCAUCUCCAGAGCUGUCUUCCCGUUGAGCUUCCUCAUCUUCAACAUCUUCUACUGGGUCACCUACAAAGUGCUGCGACACGAGGACAUCCAUGCCAAUUUGUAAAGAACAUCCACCUUUCUACAGACUUUGCCGGGAUUUGCCUCCAAUGCGGCGAGGAGCAGGAGCGUUCCUCUUGGAAUUGGGACUGAAAGCUAAACCCAAGAGCAUCUCUGGGCGCUCGAGAGUGUUCAAAGCCAAAAGAAAAAAAUGGAACCGACUGGUUUCAGGAUGAAGUGUUUGCCUCUGGUUCGAUUACGUCGGCGGAUUCUUGCCGGUGAUGUCACCGAGUGAGGACCGGUGAGACUUGAGUUUCGACACUUUGUGUCUCUGAAUGUUUUCCAAAAUUCAAAUAGCAGUGGCUUUUUCUACACUUUUCGUUCAACAGGCAAGGGUGACUGAAAAGGGUCUUUCAUAAUGACAUUAUCUAUAGAUAUAUUGACAGUGUAGAAAUUGUAAAAUAAUUUUGAAAAAGCUGUUGCCAAAACCGCACAAAGCACAAAUAGAUUUUCAUUUUGAGUCAAAAUAAAAUGCUUUUUUUUUGUCUGACAGGAUGAUUGAAUUCCUUUUGAAUCAAAUAUAUUCAUUCAUCCAUUACAUUCGCACUUAUAUACAGUAAAUUACCACAUAUCUGUGUUUUGGCAUUUGCAAAUUCACAAUUUUUUUUAAAGCUAUCCUCUUUUAUUUGCCCAAAAUUAACUUAUUCCGUUUUAAGUGUUUUCUUCCAUCUUUGUACUAAGGAACUGUGUUGAAGGGAGUUGAGGAGUUGCAUUUGGACUAAAGUGGUGGUUUGCUGCCAUCUUAAGUCCAAGUAAUGAUGGUGAAGUGGAUUGAGGAUCUUCCUUUUGACAAAAGUUGUGUUUAGCUGCCUUCUUGGAAUCUCCAGGAAAUUAUAAGGCCAGUUUCAUGCAGAUUUUUGGUAUUUGUGGCAGCACUUGUUCCGUAUCUCCCAUGAAUAGCUGGGGUCGACUGUAGUUCAAUUUCCACUUGCGAUCAGGUCCAAUUUUCACUUAAGUGAUCAUUUUGUGAAGAAUUUUGUCAGUUGUUUGGAAUUGAUUAAAUAUGGAGUGAACAACUUGGUUGUUCAUGAUUCAGUUCUAAAGAGACAUGUAAAAAAUGUUGACAAUUCAAUGUUCAUUAUUUCAAAAACCCACUAUUUAUUUCAAUAAAAUGCAAAACAAUAAAUAAUAUUAAUAAUAAUUCAUCUAUAACUGCUUCAGACAACAAAGUGUAUGCAGAAAAGUGGUGAAGAUUGCACGACUGUCUGUGUCCUAUGUGUUGUGUUGUGUUCUUUUUGUUAUUUUGACUUCAAAAUGGCGCCGCGUGAGUGGCUGCCUUUCCAGCAGCUCCUAUAUUUUGUUGUUCUAUAUCUUCCCUUCAUAACUUUGCUGCUGUGAAUCGGGAAUUUCUCCAUUGCGAGACUAAUAAAGGUUUUCUUAAUAAGUUCUAUCA